GGGCACGGUGGUUCAAGUAGGGAUUCUACGGAGAAGGGGUUUCUCCUUUUUACUCUCUCUAAUCUAUAUCUCCCUAAACCACUCUCUCACUACGACCUUUCAGUGGACGAAAAGCGGUAUUUCCAGGGCGGUUUUCAGUUGUCAUCAUGGUUCGGAAGAGGAGAACUGAACUUCCCGGUGGAAGUGGUGAGAGGUCAGAGACUCAAGAAUCCAGUGCUGGUGGUGGCCGUGGUGCCCAGCGCUCAGUUGAAAGAGCACCAACUCAACAGGGAGCUGGUGGAGGAAGGGGUUGGGCUCCACAAUUUCAGCAGGGGGGGCGAGGUGGAUAUGGUGGAGGAUAUUCCCAAGGACGUGGACCUCAGCCACGAGGUGGGAUGGCACCUCCACAAUAUGGUGGCCAUCCUGAAUAUCAGGGUCGUGGAGGUCAGCCAAGAGGAGUGCCACCACAGCAGGCUGCUGGUGCCAUGCCAGAAGCUUCUGGGAGGCGCCGGGGAGGUGGCAAUGUGGCUGGCAGUCGUGGUGGAGGCCCUUCUUCUGGUGGUUCCAGGCCACCAGUUCCCGAGCUGCACCAAGCAACCCAGGCGCCAUAUCAAGCAAUGGUAAGCCCUCAGCCUGCUCCUUCUUUCGGGCCAGUGGAGUCCUCCCAAAUGGGUUCAUCUUCUGGGGCACCUGAAACAAGUUCGUCAGAGCUGUCACAACAGUUCCACCAACUUGCAAUUCAGCAGGAAGGAGCUUCUCAAGCCAUUCAACCUGUGGCUCCAUCAAGCAAAUCUAUGAGGUUCCCUCCUCGUCCUGGCAAGGGUAGCACUGGGAUCAGAUGCAUUGUCAAAGCAAACCAUUUCUUUGCUGAGCUACCUGACAAAGACCUGCAUCAAUAUGAUGUCUCAAUUACGCCUGAAGUUACUUCAAGGGGUGUGAAUCGAGCUGUGAUGGAGCAGCUGGUGAAGUUGUAUAGGGAUUCUCAUCUUGGAAAGAGACUUCCUGCUUAUGAUGGUCGCAAGAGUCUUUAUACUGCAGGACCACUUCCUUUUACUUCAAAAGAGUUCUCAAUUACUCUGGUGGAUGAGGAUGAUGGCACUGGUGCUCCCAGAAGAGAAAGGCAAUUCAGAGUUGUAAUAAAGUUGGCUGCACGUGCUGAUCUACACCAUUUGGGAUUGUUUUUACAAGGAAAGCAGGCGGAUGCCCCUCAAGAAGCUCUUCAGGUCCUAGACAUUGUUUUACGUGAACUGCCCACCACUAGGUACUCCCCCGUUGGAAGAUCCUUUUAUUCCCCUGAUUUGGGGAGAAGGCAGCCCCUUGGUGAGGGGUUGGAAAGUUGGCGUGGUUUCUACCAGAGUAUUCGACCAACUCAGAUGGGUCUCUCUUUGAAUAUUGAUAUGUCUUCCACUGCCUUCAUUGAGCCACUUCCAGUCAUUGAAUUUGUCACUCAGCUCUUGAACAGGGAGGUUUUAUCUAGAACCUUGUCUGACGCUGAUCGUGUAAAGAUCAAGAAAGCUCUUAGGGGUGUGAAAGUUGAGGUUACUCACAGGGGGAAUAUGCGUAGAAAAUACCGAAUUUCUGGUUUGACUUCCCAGGCAACACGAGAGCUGACUUUCCCAGUCGAUGACAGGGGGACAAUGAAAUCUGUUGUUCAGUAUUUCCAGGAGACCUAUGGCUUUGUCAUUCAGCACACUAACUGGCCGUGCCUACAAGUUGGAAAUCAGCAGAGACCAAACUACUUGCCUAUGGAGGUCUGUAAGAUUGUGGAGGGCCAGAGGUACUCCAAGAGACUGAAUGAGAGGCAGAUUACCGCUCUCCUCAAGGUCACUUGUCAGCGGCCUCAGGAGCGGGAGCAUGAUAUAAUGCAGACUGUUCAUCACAAUGCUUACCAUGAGGACCCUUAUGCAAAAGAAUUUGGCAUUAAAAUCAGUGAGAGGCUUGCUUCAGUUGAAGCACGGAUUUUGCCUGCACCUUGGCUCAAGUAUCACGAUACAGGAAGAGAAAAAGAUUGCCUUCCCCAAGUUGGUCAAUGGAACAUGAUGAAUAAGAAAAUGGUUAAUGGUGGAACAGUCAACAACUGGAUAUGCAUAAACUUUUCCAGGAAUGUGCAAGAAAGUGUUGCUCGAGGAUUUUGUCAUGAACUUGCUCAGAUGUGCCACGUCUCUGGCAUGGCCUUCAAUCCUGAACCAAUACUUCCACCCUACAGUGCACGCCCUGAUCAGGUUGAGAGAGCUUUAAAGACACGAUACCAUGAUGCAAUGGCCAAGCUCCAACCACAGGGGAAAGAACUUGACCUUCUUAUAGUUAUUUUGCCAGAUAAUAAUGGUUCUUUAUAUGGUGAUUUGAAGCGCAUAUGUGAGACUGAUCUUGGCAUUGUUUCCCAGUGUUGCUUGACUAAACAUGUAUUUAGGAUGAGUAAGCAAUAUCUGGCAAACGUGGCCUUGAAGGUUAAUGUGAAAGUUGGUGGAAGAAAUACGGUGCUUGUUGAUGCACUGUCCAGGCGAAUUCCUUUAGUCAGUGACCGGCCAACCAUCAUCUUUGGUGCAGAUGUGACACAUCCCCAUCCCGGGGAAGAUUCAAGUCCAUCUAUUGCAGCUGUUGUUGCGUCACAAGAUUGGCCUGAAGUGACAAAAUAUGCUGGAUUGGUUUGUGCUCAAGCCCAUAGACAGGAGCUUAUUCAAGAUCUGUAUAAAGUAUGGCAAGACCCUGUUCGAGGAACAGUGACUGGUGGUAUGAUCAAGGAACUUCUUAUAUCUUUCCGGCGUGCAACUGGUCAAAAGCCUCAACGAAUCAUCUUUUACAGGGAUGGUGUCAGUGAAGGCCAAUUUUAUCAAGUCUUGCUAUAUGAAUUGGAUGCAAUCCGGAAGGCGUGUGCUUCUCUUGAGCCAAAUUAUCAGCCUCCUGUGACUUUUGUGGUGGUGCAAAAGCGCCAUCACACAAGAUUGUUCGCAAAUAAUCAUAAUGAUCGCCAUUCUAUUGAUAGGAGUGGUAACAUUUUGCCUGGGACUGUUGUGGACUCGAAGAUUUGCCAUCCCACUGAAUUUGAUUUUUAUCUAUGUAGUCAUGCUGGUAUCCAGGGCACAAGUAGACCAGCUCAUUACCAUGUACUCUGGGAUGAAAACAAGUUCACAGCUGAUGGGCUCCAGUCACUUACAAACAACCUCUGCUACACAUACGCAAGGUGCACACGUUCCGUCUCAAUAGUGCCUCCUGCCUAUUAUGCACAUCUAGCUGCUUUCCGAGCUCGUUUCUACAUGGAACCAGAGACUUCGGACAGUGGGUCACUGACGAGUGGAGCAGCUGGUCGCGGUGCAGGAGCUGGAAGUGGAGGUGCACGCAGCACCCGAGUUCCGGGCGCGAAUGCUGCUGUGAGGCCUCUUCCUGCUUUGAGGGACAAUGUCAAAAGAGUUAUGUUUUACUGCUAGAUGAGGUGGACAAACUAGCUAUCUCUAGACUACUAUAUUUUAUGUUUAUCCUAAUGUUGUUAGCAGGCACUUUCAGCGACCAUUUUGUGGAUCAAAACUUGAAUGUUCUACUUGUACCACGGGUUGGACAUAGAUUGUUGAACUCAUUUGCUCUGUUGUUUUGUUGUUGACAAUUGUGGGUUGAUUUGAUUUGUUGGGCACUUCAUGUGCUUGUUCAGAAUUUGAAGCGUCUUUCUUUUAUUUCGA
Nelumbo nucifera (sacred lotus) is the source of this 3650-nucleotide messenger RNA. Its product is annotated as protein argonaute 1-like. NCBI's taxonomy places the organism in Eukaryota, Viridiplantae, Streptophyta, Magnoliopsida, Proteales, Nelumbonaceae. Gene Ontology annotation, molecular function: RNA binding; protein binding. The record is from RefSeq and is a predicted model, not a curated record.